GCAUUUCUACAAGCCCAUGCUGAGGCGAGGAGUCAACAAAUGGACGGCGCAGGCGGCCGUGUUCCUGGCGUCCGCCUUCUUCCACGAGUACCUGGUGAGCGUCCCCCUGAGGAUGUUCCGGCUCUGGGCCUUCAUGGGCAUGGCGGCGCAGAUCCCUCUGGCCUGGUUGGUGUCGCGGUUCCUGCGCGGGCACUACGGCAACGCCGCCGUGUGGAUGUCGCUGAUCCUGGGCCAGCCCGUGGCCGUGCUCAUGUACGUGCACGACUACUACGUGCUCAACUACGAGGGAUGAACCGGGAUAAACCCGGGAUAAACCCGGGAUAAACCUGGGAUAACCCGGGAUAAACCCCAAACCCACCCAGAGCCCCCCAGCCCGUGGCCGUGCUCAUGUACGUGCACGACUACUGCGUGCUCAACUACGAGGGAUGAAAUCUGACCCGGGAUAAACCCGGGAUAAACCCGGGAUAAACCUGGGAUAAACCCGGGAUAAACCUGGGAUAAACCUGGGAUAAACCCCAAAGCCCCC
Messenger RNA from Zonotrichia leucophrys gambelii, 526 nucleotides. Its product is annotated as diacylglycerol O-acyltransferase 1-like. The transcript has 3 exons. Gene Ontology annotation, cellular component: endoplasmic reticulum membrane. Gene Ontology annotation, molecular function: diacylglycerol O-acyltransferase activity. The annotation marks the transcript as partial. The record is from RefSeq and is a predicted model, not a curated record. NCBI's taxonomy places the organism in Eukaryota, Metazoa, Chordata, Aves, Passeriformes, Passerellidae. Gene Ontology annotation, biological process: triglyceride biosynthetic process.